Seriola aureovittata is the source of this 1919-nucleotide messenger RNA. RefSeq lists its product as uncharacterized. The transcript is spliced from 8 exons. NCBI's taxonomy places the organism in Eukaryota, Metazoa, Chordata, Actinopteri, Carangiformes, Carangidae. The record is from RefSeq and is a predicted model, not a curated record. Bases 248 to 871 code for a protein of 207 amino acids.
CGCGGGGCGGAACUCGAUCAGAUCCACAAAGUUGUUGCAAAACGUCCGACCUGCUGCAGUCCGGGACCACUUCAUAAAUACUCAUAAAAAAGAGGAAGACUUCCAGGCUGCACAGGACACUGUGAUCAUGGCAGUGUGUGUCUGUCACAGGGAGCUUCUUCCUCACAGGUGGGAUAAGGACUAAAUUGAGCAGCCUCCCCUACAUGAGCUCAAGGUUCAGACUGUGACUGUUUCAGAUGAAGCAGUGAUGGUGGAGGAGGACAUCGGGCCGGCUCAGAGCCCGCUGGUCGCAGUCACCUUCCAGAGGAACGUCCACAGGAAAGAGAAGUACCUGGAGGCUGAACCCAAAGCUCUGGGGGUCACUCAGAUUGGUCUCAGUGUGUUUCAGAUCAUCUGUGUGAGUGUGUUUCUGACCAGCGGCCUGAGUAACUUGCAGACUGACAUACCCUUCUUCAUUUCAUCUGUACUGGUGGUUAUAGCUGGCAGUUUGGCUGUAGCAGCACAGAACCUCCACCUGCCCACGCUCAGAGCCUGUCUGGGGAUGCAGAUCGUGGCCUGUGGUGCCUCCCUCUUCAACAUGAUCUGCACUCUGGUUAAAAUGGAAGAAAUGCCCUCGUUCUGCUGGCAUUAUUACUAUGACAACCUCACUCUUCAUUACGGCGAAAUCUGCCAUAAAAUUGAGAAUACCCAUUCCCACUUCUACGCUGAGGGUGUGGUCAUCCAGGCGGCUCUUUUGGCCAUUUCAGCCACUCUGGCCGCCUACUGCUGCAAGGUGGUCAACUGCUGCGCACCAGCCCCCAAAAUACCGGUGAUCACUGUACAAGCCCCCCCGUCCCGCAGUGAGGAGACAGCACAGAGGAGUCACACGUAAACGCUACAAACUUAAAGCUGCACUAAUCAAUCAUUUUAAUGGAUGAAAUGAAUGUGUAAAUAGUGAAUUUUGUUACUUGUAGUAUGAACACAAACAGAAUUAUCACCAACUCUGCAAUUACCCUCAGAUCUUUAGCCUCUUUUAAAUGAGCUAUUUGUAAGCUAAAUAGCUAACAUUAGCAUUAGCAGCUGUUUACUUACCAGUCUACAAGUAACGUUGUGAGUUCAGCAUGAGACUAGUUAACCCUAGUCUCUAUCACGUCUUUUCUUCUACUGAAGUUAGCAUGCUAACCAGCUAGCCCCGGCCUUAUCAUCCCAUCUCAUCACUUUCUUGGAGCAUUUAGCCACUAAAGAGUCCGAUAUUUUACUCAGGAAUUGGUAAGGACCAAAGCAGGACUCCAAAUCAAUGCUAAUGUUGCUCUGUGUUUUUUGAAAGUGUAAAACAAGCAACUGUUUGCUAAUGCAAACUAUUUUGUGAUAAUGUCAGUGUUGUGUUUACAGCUUGUUUUGCUGCCCCCAAGUGACAAAAAAAGUAGCUAUUUGUAUAAUUGCACACUAUGUAUAAUCAUACUUUUUUUUUUUUAAUGAGUUUUAUAUUUACUCAUUCUAUAAUGUGAAAUUUAAUCAUGGUCCAUUGAGGCCACAAGAGGCAGUUACAUGGUAAGAGAGUGAACAUCAGUAACACAUGAAUAUCUGUCUAAGGUUUGCUAAAGUUAGCUAACAUUAGCCAUCAUAAGCUACCGCACGUACCAGACCAGAGUUAUGAGCCUUAGUUGUUGGGUUAUGUUAGAAAACAAUUUCUUCUUUUAAAGACACAGUCUCUCUGAAACACUGAGGAACAUUACAGAGGGUCAAUAAUACAACAAAUAAACUUUGUUUUAACAUACGCUUACAACAUUAAUAACAAAUAAUGCAAUAAUGUUUUUCUGAUAAUAUUUUUGUUCUGAUUGAUACUUUAUUAUAAUCACUACCUAAAUGAUGUUUCAUGAUGUCUCCUUUAUCACAGCAAAUACAACUAUGGAUAAUAAAGAGUUGACAUAUGUAAAGGA